AUGGACAAGCCUCUUUCAACACCUUGUGCUUCUCAAAAACUUGUUUCCGAGUUUGACGAUGACGACAGUCGCUGGGAGGCCGUGAAAUCGCGCAAUGUAAAGGCAGAUGGGCUCUUCGUUUACGCUGUGCGAAGCACUGGCGUAUAUUCCCGCCCUACCUGCAAGGCGCGCCUCGCGCAUCGAUUCAAUACUGCCUUCUUCCGAACAAGCAUUGAAGCCCAAAGCGCGGGAUUCCGGCCAUGUAAGCGCUGUCAUCCUGAUGAUAGUGCUCACAUGCUAGCAGAUAUUGCGGUGUCCAAGAUUCGUGCGUUCAUGAAGAAACGACCCCUCGGGACGAUGAUGGGAAAGGACGAUACAAUGACAAUGUUGAGUUUAAGUCAAAUGGCUCGGCAGGCUGGCCUAUCCAAGUGGCAUUUUCAUCGCCAGUUUAAAAAGUGCUUUGGAGUGACACCGGUCGAAUAUCUAAGGAUAGAGAGGAAAGCAGCGGGACUUGCGACUUCAGCAGAAGUCCAAGGCGAAAAGUCGUUGCUUGAAUGUGGAUCUCAUAUAAGAAAUAAGCCCGAGUGUUCAGAUGGACUCGAUGUAGCGACAGAGUAA
This is a messenger RNA of Trichoderma asperellum CBS 433.97, 597 nucleotides long. RefSeq lists its product as uncharacterized. The record is from RefSeq and is a predicted model, not a curated record. Gene Ontology annotation, biological process: DNA repair; regulation of DNA-templated transcription. Gene Ontology annotation, molecular function: methyltransferase activity; sequence-specific DNA binding; zinc ion binding. NCBI's taxonomy places the organism in Eukaryota, Fungi, Ascomycota, Sordariomycetes, Hypocreales, Hypocreaceae.